GACCUAUCCGGACUCGGCGGGUGGGUCCGGCCCCGCGGGCCGCUGGGAGCCAGGUUAGGGGGGAAACUUGCGCAAGGUCUGGUGGCGGUUGGAGGGGGUGCACAGCGGGACCCAGAGCGGGGCCUGGAGUUACAGAUGCCAUGUGGCCUGUGUUUUGGACAGCGAUUCGUGUCUAUGCCCCCUAUGUCACAUUCCCUGUGGCCUUUGUGGUGGGGGCUGUGGGCUACCACCUGGAGUGGUUCAUCAGGGGGAAGUCGCCCCAGCCUGUGGAGGAAGAGAAGAGCAUCUUAGAGCGUCGAGAAGACCGAAAGUUGGAAGAGCUAUUAGGCAAGGACCUCACUCAGGUGGUGAGCCUUAAGGACAAGCUUGAAUUUGCUCCCAAAGCUGUAUUGAACAGAAACCGUCCUGAGAAGAGUUAAUGGAGGGCCCUGGCCCCAUAGUUCCUUCCAAGGACCUGUCUAAGUGGCAAUCCAUGGCCACUAUCUUUUUCCUACCCUUCCUAGAACCUCCAUCUGAUUUGCUUUGCUCCUUGUUCUGACCCUUUCGCCUCAUCUUGUCCACCCCUGUUUCCACUCUUCCUCCCCUUGAUUGCCAGGUUGUUUCCAUCAAUCUCCAUGGGCACUUUGCUGCUACCACCCUAUGAUUAUGCUGCUGUCCAGCCUGUGGAGAGACUAUCAAAGAGAACUCAGGUUCCCAGGAGGAUCCCUUUAUCUCAUGGUGGCUACAACUGCUUAGGCCUUUCAAGCUUGGGACUGUGCUAGUGGGGUGAGCCAGCUUACUCAUCAUGCCUCCAGUAAGAGGCUAGAGUUGGCCCUGGGACUGUUUGAUGACCAGUGAAACAUCAGCUCUUGGUCUCUGGGGGAAGUCUGGAGUUUGGCUUCAUGUAAGCACAGCCAGAAUUUGGGAUCAGCCUUUGUCUCCUCCCAGAGGCUGUUUAGGCCAGUGAGAUGUUGCUGCCAUUCCUGGGCCGCAAUGCUUUGGAGUGAAUUCUAAAAUGAGCCUUGUCUCUUCUCCCAUCCCAUUCCCUGUUCUUAUUUUUCCUGGAAGCCCUCCCUAUGUGCCCUGGAAGGGGAUUGGAUUUCCAUGGGAAGGACUGCUGCUGGUUCUUAAAAGGAGACUGUUCCUGCUGGGGGGAGGGGGAGCAUCCAUCUGCUGAAUUUGCUUGAAAAUGCCCCCUUUGCUGUAGAGUACAAAUUCAAUUAAACUGGAGCCUGA
Messenger RNA from Gracilinanus agilis (Agile Gracile Mouse Opossum), 1215 nucleotides. It is a transcript of the gene SMIM12, whose product is annotated as small integral membrane protein 12. The record is from RefSeq and is a predicted model, not a curated record. The transcript has 2 exons. The coding region runs from base 141 to 419 and encodes 92 amino acids. NCBI's taxonomy places the organism in Eukaryota, Metazoa, Chordata, Mammalia, Didelphimorphia, Didelphidae.